This is a messenger RNA of Microdochium trichocladiopsis, 510 nucleotides long. Its product is annotated as membrane-associated progesterone receptor component 1. The record is from RefSeq and is a predicted model, not a curated record. The transcript is spliced from 2 exons. NCBI's taxonomy places the organism in Eukaryota, Fungi, Ascomycota, Sordariomycetes, Xylariales, Microdochiaceae. Gene Ontology annotation, cellular component: membrane; endomembrane system. The coding region runs from base 1 to 510 and encodes 169 amino acids.
AUGGACUACGUCAACCACCGAGUUGUCGGCGAGGCCGCCCGAGCCUCAAGCACAUACACCUCCUUCGCAACUCCUCUCAACGCAAUCCUCGUCGCAAUAACCUUGUACACCACCUACAAGCUCUACAAGCCGCAGCCGCCUGUCACGCUGCCCCGAGAGCCCCCCGCCGUCGUCUUCAAGACCUUCACCCCGCGCACCCUGUUGCCCUACAACGGCCAGGGUGGCAUGCCCGUCUACCUCGCCGUCCGGGGCCGUGUGUUCGACGUCACCUCUGGGCGCAACUUCUACGGCCCCGGCGGCCCCUACGAGAAUUUCGCCGGCCGCGAUGCCAGUCGUGGUCUCGCGUGCCACAGCUUCGACGAGGACAUGCUCACCAAAGACCUUGAUGGACCACUUGACAAGCUGGAGGGACUUGGUGCCGAGGAGAUGGACAGCUUGAAGGGAUGGGAGGAGCGGUUCGACAGCAAAUACCUUGUUGUCGGCCGGCUCGUUGCCGAGGGAGAGAAAUGA